CAUGGUUUCUCGCGGCGUUGUAGGCAUUUGCCUCCUCUCGGCACUGCCCCUCUUGUGUCUGGAGCUCCGGCGUGGGAUUCCAGACCUAGGAAUUAAGGAUCUAAUUUUGCUGUGUGGCCGGAUUUUCUUACUACUUGCUCUUCUUACUUUAAUUAUUUCUGUGACUACCUCAUGGCUAGACUCUUUUAAAAAAUCUUCUCCAGUUUAUCUGAAAGAAGAAGAGGAGAAUGAGAAAAAGCAAAAACUUGUGAGGAAAAAGCAACAAGAGGUACAGGGUGAGAAGGCCAGCAGAUACAGAGAAACUGUUUUAAAACCGCAGCAAGAAAUGAAAUUGAGGAAAAUGGAAGAGCGCUUUUAUCAGAUGUCUGGUGAAACCUGGAAGCUAGGCAGUGGUCAUAAGCUCGGGGGUGGUGAAGAUUUGGGGUUUGAAAAUGAGAGUCAGACAUCAUUUGGAACUCCAAACAGAGAAGCAGCAAGGAGAAGGAACUUGCCUGAAUCUUCAGCCAAACUUUCACCACCUUCUAGACAGCCCACACCAAAGAAGAUUCUUAUUUUACCUGAAGAACCUCCUGAAACAGCUGAAGAAGUAGUCACUGUUGCUCUCCGAUGUCCAAGUGGGAAUGUCUCCCGAAGGAGGUUUCUGAAGUCUUGCAGUUCACAGGUCUUGUGUGACUGGAUGAUGAAGAUUGGCUACCACCCAUCCCUCUACAGCCUUUCAACUUCCUUUCCUCGAAGAGUCCUGCAAGUGGAAGAGAACUGGUCACUACAGGACGUUGGAAUAACAGUGGAUACUGUCCUCAUCAUGGAAAAGAAGGAGCAGUUACUGGAGCAAUGAGACCGACCUGUUCUUCAGCAAAUCUGUGAUGCCAUGAACUUGCUUACUGGUCAAUAAAGGAUUCACCUUAAAA
This is a messenger RNA of Suncus etruscus (white-toothed pygmy shrew), 908 nucleotides long. It is a transcript of the gene UBXN8, whose product is annotated as UBX domain protein 8. The transcript has 8 exons. Gene Ontology annotation, cellular component: nucleus; endoplasmic reticulum. Lineage: Eukaryota; Metazoa; Chordata; Mammalia; Eulipotyphla; Soricidae. Gene Ontology annotation, molecular function: ubiquitin binding. Bases 2 to 835 code for a protein of 277 amino acids. The record is from RefSeq and is a predicted model, not a curated record.